ACAACUAUGUAGAAUUGCGCCCUUUUUUCAAAGGUGAGAUUGCGAUGAGAGGCAAUCAUUUUUUCUAAUCAAUUAUUACCAGUCGGUCACUUUACACUUAUCCUGUUUGAGAAACCUUUUUUCGUUACUACCAUCUUUCAAGCUUAUUGUAGAACAUGAGUACCGCUUCCAAAAGAGUUACAAACGAACUCCGUAAUUAUUAUUCAUGUGUCUCCUCUGUCGACACUGGAAUAAGAAUUAAAGUCAUUGAAGGAAACAUUAUGCAUUUAAAGGGAAUCAUAAAAGGAGUGGAAGAAACGCCGUACGAAGGUGGUAUUUUUGAGCUUGACAUCAAAAUCGGAGAAUCUUACCCAUUCAAAGCUCCCACUGUAAAAUUUAUAACCAAGAUAUGGCAUCCAUCAGUGAGCCCAUUCGACGGGACCAUAUGCCUUCAUGAUGUGGACAAUGGAGUUUGGCCAGUAUCUAUGACAAUUUACAAAGUGUUAAUAGUUAUUCAAUCCUGGAUGUCAAACUUUAAUGAAAAGGAACCCAUUGACGUGGAGAUAUUGGAGCAAGCCACAAAUAAUCGAGAAGUGUUCGAGAAAACAGCCGAGUUUUGGACUAAACGGUUUGCCGGCUCGCGAAGGAAACCGUACAACCAAGAGUGCCAGCAGAAAGUUCAGCUCAUGUCGAGGGUCAUACGAAAUGAAGAACUCUCAAUAAUCGCACUGAGCUAUCACAACUGGACUCUUCCUUAUGAUGUUCUCGAACAAGAAAACAGUUUAUGAACUAUUUAUAUUUUUAUUGUAUGUUAAGUUAUUGUACAUAUUAUAGUUUGAGUGUUAUUUUUGAAAUAAGUUUGUAGUGAACACUUUAAAACUGUUAU
Molecule: messenger RNA, 865 nt
Organism: Caenorhabditis elegans
Lineage: Eukaryota; Metazoa; Nematoda; Chromadorea; Rhabditida; Rhabditidae
Gene: C28G1.10
Product: UBC core domain-containing protein
Exons: 4
Coding region: 156-767 (203 amino acids)
Molecular function (GO): ligase activity
Source: RefSeq, marked reviewed